Molecule: messenger RNA, 4147 nt
Organism: Parathielavia appendiculata
Lineage: Eukaryota; Fungi; Ascomycota; Sordariomycetes; Sordariales; Chaetomiaceae
Exons: 3
Coding region: 400-3939 (1179 amino acids)
Biological process (GO): regulation of cholesterol biosynthetic process; SREBP signaling pathway
Cellular component (GO): endoplasmic reticulum membrane; Golgi membrane; SREBP-SCAP complex
Molecular function (GO): protein binding; sterol binding
Source: RefSeq, a predicted model, not a curated record
CAUGUCUCUGCCAUCACCUGGAAACCAACAAUCCGACAUUUUAGUCUGGUAACUCAAGCGAGUAUAGCUGACAGACCUGUUUUUCCAGCUGCGUUUUGUGUGAUUCCCUGCAAAGACUGCAGAACCACUCUUGUCUCCUUGGGACGCUGGCCAUUCAAUUACUACCCCGUUGAUCCCUCACAACGUCCCUCCGGUUGUCACCCGAGCCAUCUUCAUGCCAACAACAGGAAUGAGGAUGUUGCGCAGUUCCUAGCGCAAUGCCCCUUCUACCACAAGGGGCUCACCUCAUAUCGCAGUCUUGGCUACUAUUACUUGCCCCAAAGCUUGGUCACCGAUCACUGCGGGCCAUUGCUUUGACACGAGCACACGGUGACCCCAAACCUCUUCGGUCAAGUGAUUAUGUUGUGGUAUCUCCUCUAUCCGCUGAGAGGCACGACCGAAGUCCCAGUGUUGGCUCCUGACCAUCCCCUGCGCCUACUGUUUACGCGAUACGGAACUUGGACCGCUCGCCAUGUCAAGACCGUCUUGCCGCUCUCCGGGGCAGUUAUUUUCAUCUUUCUAUACCUGUUCCCCUUUCUUUAUACCACCGAUGCCUCCACUAUCACGAGCGGCGUCUCGCAUCUUCCCCACCACGUCUGGACCGAUGCUCGGCCCCUGAGUGAUGGCAGCGUUCUUGAGCCAGACGUUGUUAUGCGCUCCAUCUGGGUUCAUGGCAGCUACAUGCGGGCUCUUGAGCCAACUGUCUUGCUGGGAGCUCUCGAGCUGCAGGACGAAAUUCUCGGCCCGACGACCGACUUCAACCCGCGCCAACCACCAGGCGCCCAACGAGUGAUGCUUGACCCAGGAGAUGCCGAUUUGGACCGCCAGCAACGGGACGCCUUCCACAUCGCAAACGGCCUGACCGAUCAAUCGUGGUUCUUUCAUUCGCCGUUGCAGUACUGGGGCGGCGCUGCCGCGAACAUCGCUGCUGACAGCGACAUCAUUUCCACCGUCAACGCACGGAAGACGCAGUCGACCACGGUCAACACCACCCUACGCCACUCCAUCGUUUUCAGCGGCAAGCGCUUUGAGGAACGCCGGCUGGUGGCGGCUGAUGCACUCGUCAUCACCCUGAUCCACCUGCGCGACUCUCCUGUGGGGAGACAAUGGGUGAGGAGGGCCGAGGCCUUGGCCCAAGCCGGCAAGCAAGACGGCAAGUGGCAGAUUAUCCCUCCUGACGGCAAAAGCACCUCGAGUCAGCUCUACAAAUUUCAGUUCCAACCGAUGUCCUGGUCCGACUGGGCCAUCCUCACGCUCGCUUACUCCCUGACCAUAGCCAACCUGCUGCUUCGCAUGUCCAGGUUGCGUGCCGUCAAGUCCCGCCUCGGCCUCAUGGUCACCAUCUUCACCCAGAUCGCUGCUUCCAUGGUCUCCAGCUUCACCGUAUGUGCCAUAUUCAAGAUCGACCUUUCGCGCGUCCCGCACUAUGCGUAUCCACUCGUCAUUCUCGCCAUCAGCAUGGAGAACACGUUCCGCUUGAUAAACGCCGUCAUCAUGACUUCCUCGACGAUAAGCGUCAGCGACAGGAUAGGCGAGGCGUUUGGCGUAACAGCUCACAUCGCCAUCGUCAAUCGCGUCCAGAACUCUCUCAUUCUCUACGGACUGUCCAAGGUCACCUCGGCCGGUGUCUCGGCCUUCUGCACCUUCGCUGCCAUCGCAACCCUGUUCGACUUCUUCUACCUUGCCACAUUCUUCCUCUCGGUCCUCAGCGUUGACGUACGGCAAAGGGAGCUCUGGGAGCUGGAAAAAGCCUCAUUGAAACGGGCCAAGUCCUCCAACAGUGAGCUGACCAGGCAACCUUGGAUUGAUGGCAUCUACCCACUCCGCCUGGGCGAAACUGCCAUGUCGACAAGAAUCGCCGGGACCAUUGUGCUUAUUGGUUUCGUUCUCAUCGCUCAAGCUCAUUUCACCUCUGAGGGGCGCCGACAGUGGUUGGACCAGCUCUUCAACUUAUCGUGGAGGGCCUCUACGAGCACGCCCAAGUCGUCCCUCUUGAUCGACAUUAACCAGGCCAGGAACCCAACCUCUUGGCUUCGCCUGCAAGACCACGAGACGGCACGCGAAGUCAUCAAGGUCAUCAAGCCAUGGGCACACAGCUACAUAGCACGCGUCUACGAUCCCAUCAUUUUCGUCCUCAAGGGAAGCAACCGCACCCCGGACACAAAGGAACCGCGGUUGCUACCCGCUGUGUACGAUUUCCUCCACCAUCAGAUUCCGCGCUUCAUCGUCUGGCUGUUGACAAUGCUGGCUGCCCUGCGCCUGUUCACAAACCAUCUUAUCAAGGACCAACUAAAGGACGGUUCACGGCCCGACAAUCCUCACGACGAACCCUUGCUGUCAAUCCGUUCUCUGAGUGGAGGGCAUAGGUUAGACGUUGCCAUGCUGCGUGCUUCACCUGCUGGGCAGCUCGUCUCGGUUGGCCUUGACCGGGCCAUCCAGGUUUGGGAUGUACUGUCGGGCUCAAGGAGUCGCGUUUCAUCCAACCCAGACGUGCCUUUCAAGAAUCCCUUCCCGGUCCUGGGAAUGGCGCUCGACGACAAGUCUAAAUGGCUCGCAUUGGUCUCGUGGCAGAGAGUGUUUCUGUGGGACAUCGAGGAGCAGCAGUGGGCCGGGCUCUGGGAUGUCGACCUGGGCGGACACAGACCCGAGGCCGUCUUCUUCGUUACGAAGGCUCCGGCCAUGGCCCCAACGCUGGUGCUGGUGAGGAGGAAUGGCGUGGGCCUCGAGAUUCAAAUCGCGAACGGGGAACCGAGGGACUUCUUGAUCUGCAAGACGCCACUUGUUUGGGCAGUUUCAUUUACCGAGAAGUGCAACGCCCAACAAACAACCCCCCUUGUCAUCCUCACCGCCUCUCGUAAGAGCUGCAUCCAUCUCGUCCGGCAGCAAGGCAAGGAAUGGGUGUCAGAUGAAGUGAAGCUCGAGGGAGGCCCUGGGGCAAGAGAUAUCCAUUGCCUGCUCCCUAUUCCAGCCGUAUCAAUGUACCUGAUCGGCCGGUCACAGUCGGUUGAUCUCGUCGACCUUGACUCAUCAACGGUCGUCCACACCUUCCACACAGAGAUGAUGCGGCCACGAACGUUGAAGCAAAUCUCCCUAACCCGGCCGCAGCAACCCGGCCUUGCAUCGUUGACGCUAGCUUACACCAGCGCCGAGACGGGCGACCUGGUUAUUCACACAUACCUACCCGAAGCCGAUAAAGCCACGAUUCGCACCUCCAGCCCAGCCGAACGAAGGCUUCACAGUCCAUGGAGCCAUACCCGGGAAACAAUCGAACACAUGGCUAACCCAGGCUCAUGGGAAACCCUGCCCACGGGAAGCUUAGUGGGCGUUCGCAGGGUCCAGCCCCCGCCAUCACCCUCAUCGCCAUCCUCAUCAUCAACAUCCCAUACACCCGGCACAGGCCUACUUCGCAAACGAACAUCCACUUCCCCUCCUACCACCCCCGACACCAAUAACACCUCAGAAACAGGCGCACAGUACAGGCAAGGAUGGGAAGCAUGGGUCCUCAACCUCGACCUGAACCUCAACCUGCGAACAAACCCCAUCCGAAAAACACCGCUCUUCGAAACCCGCCCUCUUGACGAGACUGACCGUGACUUUGAGGAAGCCGACAGCCGUGGGCUCAUGAUGAUGACAAGGCAGCACCUGAUGAUCUCUGAGCUGGGGCCGAUGACGCGGCUGGGGACGAUGAGCGUGGCGGUGGGGAUGGGCGAUGUCAUCAAGGUGGUGAGUGUCGGGCACGAGUACUUUGACGACCGGGGGAGCGGCCCUGGGUCGUUGGGGUUGGGGGAUGGGCUGGUGCAGGUGGUGCCUAUGGGGCUGGGGAAUCGGAGGAAGAAGGUUGGUGGUGCGUCCGGGAGGGCCGGGAGUGGUGGUGGUGGGAGAGGCCUUAGUAUUCCGUGAAUGGAAAGAAGGGGUGAGGAGUUGAGGUUCCAUUACCCAUGAUGAGGUGGUCGUUGAGGUUGGCUCUGUUUCUUUUUGGUAGGAAAUCUCUCAAGAACUUCAUGGAGGGGGUGGAUUCUGUGCUUGACAGGAGUGGUGGAAUUGUCUAUACCCUUGUAUAACUACUAGGAAAAAUAACAAUCAAUUCGUUAGAGGAGAACUGAGCUUG